AUGGUUAUUAUCCGCACAAUAUCGCUGACCUUUUUUUCCCAAUAUGUCUUCAAGUCUCUCCAUUUUCAAUUUUAUCCGUGCUGCGGUUUAUCUGUCUCCUCCCCACCGAACCACCCCUUCACUUCCCCAACAGACGCAAAAACACACACCCCCUCGCCGUCGGAUCGGAAGUUAGCUAAAGAUUCAACGGCAGUCAUGGCCCAGCUGACUCACGGCGCCACGGCCCUUCGGAACGCCCUCUCCGCCGCCUUAAUCCCCGCCCGCCACCUCGCCACCGCCUCCACCUCCCCAAUCGUCGUCGAGACCUCCCUCCCCUUCACCGCGCACAAGAUCGAUCCCCCCUCCCGCUCCGUCGAGACCACACCCCAAGAGCUCCUCACCUUCUUUCGCGAUAUGGCUCUCAUGCGCCGCAUGGAGAUAGCCGCCGAUUCUCUCUACAAGGCGAAGCUCAUCCGCGGUUUCUGUCACCUAUACGACGGCCAGGAGGCCGUCGCCGUGGGUAUGGAGGCGGCAAUUACGAGAAAGGACUGCAUAAUUACCGCUUACCGAGACCACUGCAUCUUCCUGGGCCGUGGAGGCACGCCCGUGGAGGCAUUCGCGGAGCUCAUGGGGAGAAAGGAUGGGUGCUCAAAGGGGAAAGGUGGGUCGAUGCAUUUUUACAGGAAGGAAGGAGGGUUUUACGGAGGGCACGGUAUUGUUGGGGCUCAGGUCCCCUUGGGGUGUGGACUGGCCUUUGCGCAGAAGUACAGCAAAGACGAGAACGUGACUUUCGCGUUGUAUGGAGAUGGAGCCGCCAACCAGGGGCAGCUGUUUGAGGCGCUGAAUAUGGCAGCCCUUUGGGAUCUGCCGGCUAUUUUGGUCUGCGAGAAUAAUCACUAUGGAAUGGGCACAGCAGAAUGGAGGGCGGCCAAGAGUCCAGCUUAUUACAAGAGAGGUGAUUAUGUUCCAGGGAUGAAGGUGGAUGGUAUGGAUGCCCUUGCUGUGAAACAAGCAUGCAAGUUUGCGAAGGAGCAUGCCUUAAAGAAUGGACCCAUUAUCCUUGAAAUGGAUACUUACAGGUAUCAUGGACACUCCAUGUCGGAUCCUGGAAGCACAUAUCGUACACGUGAUGAGAUUAGCGGUAUUAGACAGGAGCGUGAUCCAAUUGAGAGAAUCAGAAAGCUGAUACUACAUCAUGAUCUAGCUACUGAAAAAGAACUAAAGGAUACUGAGAAAGAAAUAAGAAAAGAGGUAGAUGAUGCUAUUGCAAAUGCUAAGGAGAGUCCUUUCCCUGAUUCGUCAGAACUUUUUACCAACGUAUACGUCAAAGGCUUGGGAGCUGAGUCAUUUGGUGCCGACAGAAAAGAGUUGAGAACUGUGCUUCCGUGA
This is a messenger RNA of Striga hermonthica, 1368 nucleotides long. The record is from the annotation of a GenBank genome assembly. Lineage: Eukaryota; Viridiplantae; Streptophyta; Magnoliopsida; Lamiales; Orobanchaceae.